UUACAAAAGUGAAAGUGAAAAAUAAAAUUAUUUAAAUUUUGACAGGGAAAUAAAUAAAAAUAAAAUGAACAAAAAGUGAGGUUAAAUUUCAGAUAAUUGUAAAUAUUUUUUCCGACGAUGAAUUUCACAAUUAAAAAAACAAAUUUUUUGUGAACAAAGUAAUGGAAUUAUUAACAAAAGCAAAACAAUGGCAGAGGAGAAGAGAAAAAUAGAAUUUGUUGAUGGUCCUUGCAGAAUAAAACCAAGAAAAUUUCCAGCUCAGAAUAUCGUGCUGAGACUGAGACGUCGAGAAACUAUUGGAUGUCAGUAUCCGGGUACGCAGGUCCUAGUAGCUCGACAAUUUUACCAGAAUGUAUUUCCAAAUUUCACGGUAGUAAAUGUGGAAAAGCCACCGUGUUUUCUCCGAAAAUUCAGCCCCGAUGGCAGGUUUUUAGUGGCCUUCAGUGCCGACCAAACUUCAAUUGAGGUAUAUAAAUACGAGGGAGCUUCUGCAGCCGCAAAGUUACUCGUAGACUGCAAGGGUGAGAGGGAGUACAUCGGGCACAAGAAUGAUGACAAAAGUUUUCGGAUUCGUAAUAAUAUUUUUCACCAGUUUUUUAAGCUAAAAUGGGUCAUCAAUGUUGUUGACAGCAGCGAGCAGCUCAAUAGAGAAUGCAGUUUAUUUACUGAUGAUGGUAGAUACGUUAUUGUCGGAUCGGCGAAGCAUAUUGCUGAUGAACUGAGGCCACAUUUUUAUCAGAUUUAUACCAACAAUGAAGCGUUGACUCCAAAUCCAAGAUCACCGCUUGAAGAUUAUACUCUUCAUCUUAUUGAUCUUAAAAGCGGUAAAUUCUGUGAUUAUCGACGUUUUUUAGUAGACAAAAUUUAUCUAUCUCAUAAUCAAGGACUUUAUUUGUAUAAAGACAUUUUAGCGGUUUUGUCAGUACAGCAUCAAACCAUUCAUAUAUUUCAAAUUCUUGAUGGAAUGUUCAUUGAAGUCAGAACUAUUGGAAGGUUUUGUCUAGAAGACGAAAGUUAUUUAUUAGCAUCAGCGUAUCCUAACAUAAACACAAGACCAUACAAAGACACAAUGAUUAAUACACUUAAGCAUAAAUUAUUAAUACAUUUGUACAAACGUGCUGCAUAUAUCAGCAGCACUUCAAAGGAUCCGUAUGAAUUGCGUCGAUUUUACCAGUACUUCGAUCAGUUUGAAGCCUUGCGAAUGUGGAAGAUGCAAUUAUUGGAUACAAACCACAUCUUAGUCCGUUACGCCAGCGAAGAAGUCGCAACACUCCAAACAACGGACCCAAAUGCCCAUCCUGCUCUACUAGUUGUCUACAAUAUGGUCUCGGCAAAGGUGAUAGCUGCUUACGACAAUGCGUCACUACACAUGCAGACCCAGUUUGAGAAUUUUACAGACUUCUUCCGAAACUCAGACACUCCGUACAUGUGCUCGCCUUCAAAUAACAUUUACGCGCGGCUAACGCAGCAGAGGUACAAACAGACCAUUGUGAGUGCUCGGUACGGAGGAUUGACUGAAGCUACCAAAAGACUGCUCUCUCAAUUGCCAAUUUGUGCUCAGUCUUACUCGAGCUCGCCUUAUCUUGAUCUUUCACUGUUCUGUUACGAUGACAAGUGGGUGUCGAUGAUGGAGCGACCCAAAGCUUGUGCUGAACAUCCUAUUAGAUUUUACGCAAGAGAUUCAGGAUUAUUAAAAUUUCGCUUGCAUGCAGGAAUGUUGGGAAGAACAACUCCCGUAGUAGCAAGAAGACUUGUCGCAUUUACGUUUCAUCCUACUGAUCCCUUUGCAAUAUCAGUUCAACGUACCAACGCUGAGUAUAUUGUUAGUUUUCACGUUCGGCAUGAUUAAUAUUAAUUACUCACUAAUUAAAUGUCUGUGAUGCAUUUAUAUUAGUUUUGUUAAUUCAAGUGAAAAUUUUCAGUAGUUUUGGAGUUUUCUUGUGUAAAAUUCAACGAAAAAUUUUCAGCCGACAGUAGCCAACACUUUUACGCUCUAUAGCGGUGUGCAAUAAAUAAUUUAAUACAAACAGUUUAUGUUUAUUAUCAAUUAUUUUGUAUUUUCUUUAUAAACAUUC
This is a messenger RNA of Cotesia glomerata, 2075 nucleotides long. It is a transcript of the gene abo, whose product is annotated as DET1 homolog. The transcript has 8 exons. Gene Ontology annotation, molecular function: ubiquitin-like ligase-substrate adaptor activity; ubiquitin protein ligase binding. The coding region runs from base 188 to 1849 and encodes 553 amino acids. Gene Ontology annotation, cellular component: cullin-RING ubiquitin ligase complex; nucleus. NCBI's taxonomy places the organism in Eukaryota, Metazoa, Arthropoda, Insecta, Hymenoptera, Braconidae. The record is from RefSeq and is a predicted model, not a curated record. Gene Ontology annotation, biological process: positive regulation of proteasomal ubiquitin-dependent protein catabolic process; protein ubiquitination.